This is a messenger RNA of Athene cunicularia (burrowing owl), 3528 nucleotides long. RefSeq names its product glial cell derived neurotrophic factor (gene GDNF). Bases 497 to 1153 code for a protein of 218 amino acids. The transcript is spliced from 2 exons. Gene Ontology annotation, molecular function: glial cell-derived neurotrophic factor receptor binding; receptor tyrosine kinase binding; growth factor activity. NCBI's taxonomy places the organism in Eukaryota, Metazoa, Chordata, Aves, Strigiformes, Strigidae. The record is from RefSeq and is a predicted model, not a curated record. Gene Ontology annotation, biological process: negative regulation of neuron apoptotic process; positive regulation of branching involved in ureteric bud morphogenesis; peripheral nervous system development.
AAAGAGAGGACAGGAAAGGGGAAAGAGAAAGGGAAGAGAGGGAAGGGGAAAGGAAGGUUUGCCUGUAGCACAAAAAAAUCUGCACAGCCCCACACCCCAGAUCAGCCCGGUCUGCCCUGGCCCAUCCCAGGGACAGGUGCCCUGGCACCACCCGGUGCUGGAGAAGAACAAGCACAAGGUGACCUGACUGCCAGGACAGGGACAUGGUCACACUCCCAAAUCCCUGGGUGCAGCCUCCUGGGACCUGCCUGCCCACAUCCCCCAGAACAGCUCACUUGGGCAUAGAGGGGCUGGAGACCAUCCUGCACCACUCUCUCCCACACCUCUCGCUGGGGAGAGCCUCCUUCCCUUGAUCUGGGAGGCGAUGGGGGUGGGAGGCUGCUCAGCUUUGUCUCAGGGGUGGCAGGGAGGUGUCAGGACUGGGGGGAGUGCAGCCGCUGGGGGCUAACACUGCCUCUCCUCUCUGCCAGGGGCCCGUGUUGGAAGGAGAUCUAAGAUGAAGUUAUGGGAUGUUGUGGCUGUCUGUGUGGUGCUGCUCAACACGGUCUCCACCUCGCCCCUGCCCACCGGUAAGACGCCUCCCGAGGGGCCCCCUUCAGUGGUAGAGGGGCCUGAAGAUGAUCUCUCCCCCAUCAGCCUGCUGCCUCCCUAUGCUGUGCACAGUGACUCUUAUAAGCCAGAGGAUUACCCAGAUCAAUUUGAUGAGGUAGUGGACUUUAUUCAAGCCACCAUUAAAAGACUGAGGAGGUCACCAGAUAAACAGGCUCCGAUAUUUUCUAGGCGGGAGAGAAACCGACAAAAUGCAGCCACAAACAUAGAGAAUUCCAGCAAAAAGGGAAGGAGGAGUCAAAAGGGCAAAAAUCGAGGAUGUGUCUUAACUGAAAUACAUUUAAAUGUGACUGACUUGGAUUUGGGAUACGAAACCAAAGAAGAGCUAAUUUUCCGGUAUUGCAGUGGAUCUUGUGAUGCAGCUGAGACGACUUACGACAAAAUUUUAAAAAACUUAACCAGAAAGAAAAAACUAGUCACUGACAAAGUGAGGCAAGCUUGUUGCAGACCCACAGCUUUUGAUGAUGAUCUGUCCUUUUUGGACGAUAACCUGGUUUACCACAUACUGAAAAAACAUUCCGCAAAAAGGUGUGGAUGCGUCUGACAGCUGCACGCCAGAGGCAGCGCCAGUUUUGCAUUCCUGCUACGAUGCAAAGAGAGGGACCAAGGUUCCUGGGGAAAGCGUCUGCUCAGUGCGGAGAAAAGAGGACCAAGAAAGGAGAAAAAGGGGUUAUGAGAGCCCAGGGGCUGGGAGAAAGGCGGAACAGGAGGAUGGAGGCUUUUGACAUCCUACAGGAGAAUAAAUAAAAGCUCAAGUGGAGAUGCUGAUGGCUGGAUGAUGUGCACGCUCUCUUUCCCACCAUCAGUGAGACUCAGAUCCAUGAGGAAUGUGCUUAAAAACACAACCCUGCCAUACCAUGCUGUGUUGUAGUUAUACCAUCUGUGCCAGGAAGCUUAGCUGAGAAGUAGCUUAGGAGUGUGUACCUUACUCAUCCUAUGUGCCCUCAGCUUUACUGAAAGACACAUUGUGCUACUGCUCAUUGAAGGGUGGUUCCUAAACACUUAGCACAACUUCUAAGCUAUAAUAAGAUUAAUCUCAUAGGUAAGAUGAUAAUCGGGCAAAUAUCAAAAUUCCCAGGCUCAAGUUCUCUAGGGCCAGUACCAACAUGAAGCAAACCAGUUCCACUUCCUGUUUAAGUUUGGUUAUUUCCAGCUUGUGUUUCUUCAAAAUGAGCAUAGGAUUUCAUUCUUCUGCUACCUGUGAAAACAAGUUGAGUUUUUAAGCACUUCUUCCUAUUAUAGUAAGAGAAAUAACAAGCCCGGUCUACACAAAACGUGUUUCUUUAGGUUUACAAAGGACUAGUAUCACUUGCGUAACUGCAUUUCUAUUUGGUCAUUGUGAGUGAGCAGAGACUACUUGAUGCAAUGCAUCCAUUCAGAGACAUAAAUAUACAGAAGAUAUUUAUUGAGAUUAAGUUAUUGUUAUUUAUUACAGUUCAGUAAUGAGUCUCCUUAUUUAUUAAAGUUUCUUUUUGAAGGUGCCAAAGUAGAUGGUGCUUGGAAGAUACAGAGAGACAAUGAAGUUGGGAACAACAGUCUAUACUUUUGAUUGAAAGUGUUAACUUGAAUGCAAAAAAUCACUUACUUUACCUUUUUUCUUUUAAAGAAAAUCAUUCACAAAAUGUAGUGCCAAAGCCUGCAGUCCUUCCUCCUGUUCACCACUACUUUUGAAAAUUCCUGCAGUCAUACAUGUGCAGGAACAACAAUGGCUCUGAAUGAGUGAGGGUCACAGGGCUUGGCUCAACAUUAGUGAUUUGUUAGAAAAACUAAUUCUAGUUGUAUUUUAAAUGUAGCUACAUAUUUUUCUCACACUUCUUGCCGACUGACCUCAUAUAACUAUUGACAAAUGGAAAGUAAUCACAUUUAGCCUUAUAAUUUCUUGUUAUAUUUAUUUAAGCUUUUCCUUCAGUAUUUCCAUAUAGAAGAGGUUAAACCCUCUUACUAGUUAGCCCUGGAUUUAAUAUAGCUUGCAGGUAAACAAUUGUGUUAAAUAACCAGAGUGUUAUGUAUAAUUUGCUGAAACCUCACAGGAUUGUACCCAUGCAGCAGAACAGUCUGAGUUUCCUGAGGAUGAGGGAGGUUGUAAAGCAAAGGCAUUCAUACCUGACCACUAACACAAGCUCUCGUUCUGGAGACCUUUUUCCUGAAGGAGCAGCAGGGCAGGUCACUAGACAUACCUGACAAUCAGUGAAGCAUCAACUCCCACAAAAACAACAGGAAAAAAAAAAAAUCCAUACCAAAACCCAAAAAACAGUGGUCCAACCUUUUAUCUCAUGCAUGCAAUGACUCUCCAUGCUCAUUUUACCCUGGGGCCCCUUAGGGGGGGGUGGUAAAGAAGGGUGUAGAAGUCAAAAAAGUCCAGAACAGGCAUAGAAAGAUGUACCAUGUAUAUGAAAUACAAUUCAGCUCCAAUCUCUGUUGCUUUCCCAUGCAGAUGAAGGGCAGUCCCAGAGCCCACCCACAGGGUCCAUUCUUGCACUGCCAUGGGAACACCUUUUCUUCCACACGGGGCAGGGGUGGUACAGCUGAUACCACCACCAGCAAAAAUGCAAAAAAUGUGCACUUUUGGGGCAGUAAAAGCCUGCUAAGCUGAGGGUCAGCUGUGCUUCUGGGUAGCUGACCAGCGGCCGCACUCAGAGGCAUGCUUUCAUUUGCCCCAGUUGCUGAAAACUUGCUCCAAAGCAUUUCUGUGCAGCUUGAAGGGGAUAUAAACAAACAAAUCACUAUGUUCAAAAUACAAAAGGGUAAAGUUUGUGAUUUUUUUUUUUUUAAUUUUUUUAGACCUUACUGAAGACAGGAGCGUGCUUCUCGAGUUUUUUACUUCACCUGCAAUUUAUGUCUCAGUCAUUUAUGUUAAACAACCAAAGUUCUCUACAGACUUUAUUUUUGUACAAUAUUCAUUUUAUAACUUUUUACAAA